AUGAAUAAAUUAAAUCAACAAAAUUCGUGUUCUCCUUUACAAUAUUUAUUCGAAAAUAUAACUGAAUAUGUUUUGGAAAAGUUGGGUGAACGCUGUGCUGUUUCCUCAAUAAUUGUUCCAACAGCAAUAAUUUAUGGCCUAAUUUUGUUAAUUGGUUUAUUUGGGAAUAUUUGUACUUGCCUAGUUAUUUUAAAAAACAAAUCUAUGCAAAACCCAACAAAUUAUUAUUUAUUUUCUUUGGCUGUUUCUGAUUUACUUAUUUUAACUCUUGGCCUUCCAAUGGAACUUUAUGGAGUUUUUGAUGUUUUAUAUCCUUACAAAUUUGGAGAAUUUGUUUGUAAAGGGAGAGCUUUUUUGAUUGAAUUUACUUCUUAUGCUUCUAUUUUAACGAUUACUUGUUUUUCUGUUGAACGGUGGUUGGCUAUUUGUUUUCCUCUUCGAAUAAAACUCUUUUCUACUCUUGAUCGGGCAAUUCGUGUAAUUAUUGCUGUUUGGAUAUGUGCUUUUAUUGCUGCUCUUCCUGUUUUGGAUAUUGUUGUGGUUAAUAAAUUACCUCUUCCCGAUUGGACUAUUGGGAAAAAAUGGUUGUUGCCUCUAAUUUCUGAUGAUAAUUCUACUCUUAGAAAUACUGAUACUUGUGCUUUAGACUUUCACAGACCUAUAGCUCAACGCAAUUUUAUUUUGACAGCUUUCUUUCUAUUCUUCCUACUUCCAGCAUUAUUAAUUACACUUGUCUAUUGUCAUAUUUUACAAUGUUUAUGUUCAUCAGUUCGCUCUUCAAAAGCAAUUUUUGGCGGUGAAAGAGCUCAAAAAAUGCGGUCAAGAAAAAGUUUACUUAAAAUAUUAGUUUCUGUUGUUGUAAUGUUUUUUCUUUGUUGGCUACCUUUUCAUAUUCAAAGACUUUUAAGUAUUUAUUUAAAUGAAGCAGGAAAUGUUAACAACGAAGAAAUUAAUGAAGAACCGUCUUCUGCAGUAUUUUCUCUUUUUAGUGUUGUUUUUUAUAUUUCUGGAUAUUGCUAUUAUUCUAAUUCUGCAUGUAAUCCAAUUCUUUACAACAUUCUUUCUGCUAAAUAUAGAAGAGCUUUUUGUCGAACGAUAUUGGGCGAAAGAAUGGCUAAUAAAUUAUUAAAUGAAAAACAUCCUUCCUCAGUAUUUGGCCCAGCUCUUCAUUCUCAUUUAAACACAAAAUUGUCAGCAAGUUCAGCACUUAGGCAUACAAUUUCCCCAAAAAUUUCAUCAGCCAGCAGACUUUCACUUCCUCCACCUCCAACAAUAAUUUCUUCUAAAUUAACAACAACUACUAAUAAUCGACCUUUACCUCAACUAGAUCGUUAUGCUUGGGAACAAUUUUGUGGAAAUACAAUAAUGACAAUGGCUGUGGGGUCUGUUACUAGUCCAAUCAAAACAACAAACUUUCUUACUCGUAAACGUAAAAAUGGAUCAUCCACAAAUGUUGAAAAACAAAAAACUAAAAAUUCAAAAAAUCGGAGAAGAGAUACAACACCAGAUUUAACUAGACGACAACUUGUUGUAGAAGAUUCUCGGCCAUUUUUGGAAAAAAGAAAUCUCAAAACUUGAUAAAUAGACGGAAGAUUCUCUAAUUAAAUUUUACUUAAUGAACUCAAUUUUUGUUAGUUUAAUAUUAUAUUAUUAAAAAUGUAAUGUAGAGAGGGUCUUCCAGCAAGAGAGAACAUCCUCAGGAUGUUCAUCCUUCCCAUUAGAAAACAUCCCUUCCUCACAUCAUUUCUCAGUUACUUAAAAGGUGAAUUCGUCCAGCAAGAGACAAAGGAAAUUUGGUCGUCUGUGAUGUCCUUAGUGAGGCAUUUCUUCUC
Meloidogyne enterolobii is the source of this 1832-nucleotide messenger RNA. The record is from the annotation of a GenBank genome assembly. NCBI's taxonomy places the organism in Eukaryota, Metazoa, Nematoda, Chromadorea, Rhabditida, Meloidogynidae.